This is a messenger RNA of Coccidioides posadasii C735 delta SOWgp, 738 nucleotides long. NCBI's taxonomy places the organism in Eukaryota, Fungi, Ascomycota, Eurotiomycetes, Onygenales, Onygenaceae. The record is from RefSeq and is a predicted model, not a curated record.
AUGAAUAAUUUCUCUGCUCAUGAACUGGCAGUUGAAAAUAUCAAUAAGAGCCUUUAUUCUCUAUGGAAUACACUGAUUAUUUGGCUUCCACCAAAUGUAAUGAGCAAAUAUCAGCCACUAGAUCAAGGGAUUAUAUAUUCUUGGAAGCGCCACUGGAAAUGGCAGUGGAUUAUCUAUAUGCUUGAAGAAUACAAGUCAAACUGUGAUUCUCUUACUACAAUGAACAUUUUGAAGGCCUUAUGCUGGAGAAUACAGGCUUGGAAUAUUAAUAUAGUGUCUGUUACUAUUCAACAUUGCUUUCAGAGAGUCUUGUUCAAGAAGACAGAUGUUCUGUCUGAAGAUCUUUCAAUUAUACAGAUCUCCAAUGAUUUUCAAUGGCUUCGCAUGAUCUCUGGUAUUCAAAACCUAAUGAAAAUUGAAAACUUUCUCAAUCCUGCACAGGAAGUAGUGGAGGACUCUUCUGAAGACCUAGAGCGCCAUAUAAUUGAGCAGCUGGAGCUAGAGGAGCUUGAGGAUGAGGAAGAGAAAGAGAAAGAGACUAUAAAUUUGGAAGCUGAUCUGCAAAUCAGCACCACUGAGGCCCUUGACAUGGUGAAAAGGCUUCGCUUGUAUGAAGAGUGGCAGGAUAAGGGAGAUACAGAGCUAAUUCAACAGUUAAAUCAUUAUGAGAGAAGAUUAGGGGCUCGGAGGCUUGAAAAUCAGCAGCACCAGGAUAUUAGAGCGUAUUUUGUAUGCUAG